CGAAUUGUUCAUAUUUUCAAUGCACGUUGUGAAUGUCAAUCAACAGUUAGAGAAAAUAUUUUUUUGUUGAAUAAUUUUUUAAGUAUUUAUUGUGAUAAUAAUGGGGAAAAAAAAAAAUCGAUCAAAUAUAAAUGGUAAUAAUAAUUAUGUUCAACAUUCAUCUCAUACUGUAAGCAGCAGUUCAAACUCAGAAAUCAAGUGCCGGCAUAUCUCAAAAUCUAUUAAUCUAUCCACCGUCCGUAGAAUAUUGAAAAAAAAUGGAAUUAUUGAUAAGUGUUUACUAUGUCAUAACUUACGCAUAGAUUCUACUCAAAUAAAUAAUAAUAACAAUAUUAAUGAUAGCAAUAACAACAAUAAUAAUAACAAUGGCAGUAAUAAUAGUGUUAAUAAUAAGCCAUCUCUGUUGGUUUGCCUGCAGUGUGGUAAUCAAUCAUGUGGUGAAUUGGUUAAAAACCAUGCUGAAGAACAUUAUCGUAUACCGCACAGUGAUUGGCAUUAUUUAACAGUUGAUAUUUUAAAUUGGAAAAUUUUCUGCUAUGAAUGUAAAAUUUUUAUUGAUAUUAAUAGUAAUACACAAUUACAUGAAAUAGUAGAAUUUCUAAAAGGACUGACACCGAAAUUGUUUUCACAUAGUAAUGCUAUGCCUAAAUUAAACGAAAAAAAACCAAAAGAAUAUAGUUCAACUGCUCAUACUGAGAAUAAGAAAGAAGAGUCUUCUCAAUAUUUCCCUGUUAAAGGGUUGAGUAAUUUAGGAAAUACAUGUUUUUUCAAUUCUGUAUUGCAAUGCUUAGCUCAAACACCAUAUCUAGUUGAAGUCUUAAAUGAUUUAAUUAAUCCAAAAAAUAAGUUCUCUCUUCCAGGAGGUGAAGUAAAAGUAGCUUUUAACGGUGAUGAAAAUGAUGUAAGAACUCAUAUCUUACCACCAAUUGAAAAAACUUUAGACAGUUCCGGUAAUUUUACUUCUGAAUUUCAUAAAACGUUACUUAAUAUACGAAACCCUAAUAGUAAUGAGAUAUAUAGACCAUCUCUUUUACUUAAUAUACUCAGGAAGAAAAUAUCGCAUUGUACAGAUGGUGGUCAACACGAUUCACAUGAAUUAUUGCGACUUUUACUUGAAUUAAUUAGAAAUGAAGAUUUUCAUAGGUAUCAAUCGAUUAUUUUGAAGGAAAUUGGUCGUGAGAAUAAUGAAACAAAACAAAAAAAUGAUGUAGAAAAUAAAGCUUUUACAAAAUUUUAUGAAAAUCAAGCAAACUCGCGAUUAUUGGGCGUGGAAUCUUUAUUUCGAGGUGUUUUAGAAUCUACCGUCAAAUGUACAGAGUGUAAUAAUUCUUCUCAACGUAGUGAAUAUUUUAUGGAUCUCAGUCUUCCUGUCAUUGUUGAAAAAGCUCAAACUUUUAAUGCUAAACAACAUAAAAUUGAAAGACUCGAUGCAGCAUGUAACAAAUAUUUUCCUAGUGAUAGAAAAAGUAAACAUCAAUUGAAAAAAGAAAAACGAAAUGCGAAAUUAAUUCGAAGAUCGAAUAAAAAAUUUCAUAAUAAUAAAAUACGUAACGAUGAUGAAGAUGGAAACGAAGUUCCUGAUUUAAAAGUUGAUGUAGAAAAUCAAGUAGAUGAGACUAAAACUGAAAAACUAAUCGAUGCUGAAAAUCCCGUCGAUGAAAUUAAAACUGAAGAACUAAUCGAUGCUGAAAAUCAUGUAGAUGAGAUUAAAACUGAAAAGUUAAUCGAUGUUAAAAAUAAAAUAGAUGUAAAUAAAGAUAUUUUUGAAAAACAAAUAAAUCGUAAUAGCAAUAAUAGUUUAAAAUUAGAAAAAAUAAAUAUGUCUAACGAAACUCAUUCUGAAGCUGUAAAUCAGGACGACCAUUUAAAUCUAGAAACUCAAAAUAUACCUCAUGAACGGGUCCCUUGCAUUAAUGUUUCAAAUAACUCGGGUGAUUUGACAACAAAGUUAUCUAAUAUGUCUAUUAGUCAAGAUAAGUUAACAUCUCCAGCAUUUACGCAUUAUCAACCACAAAGCAACAACAUUUCAAUAGAGUCUUGCUUGAAUCAAUUCAUUGCGGUCGAAUUGUUAGAUGACAAUAACAAAGUUCAAUGUAAAGUAUGCACUGAUAGAAUGAAUAAAACAAGGAGUGAUAAAGUCCCUGGCUCAAAAAGUGUUUAUACUCCUAGUGUGAAACAAUAUUUAAUUUCUCAAUCACCUGCAAUUCUCAUACUUCAUUUAAAAAGGUUUCAAUCACAAAAAUUCAAUGGAUAUCAUAAAACUGAUAAACAUGUUUCUUUUCCAAUGCAAUUAGAUUUGGCUCCAUUUUGUAAAAACAAGGAAAAACGGAAAUUAUAUUCUCUUUAUGGACUAAUCGAACAUUCUGGAACGAUUCAUGGUGGACAUUAUGUAGCUUAUGUGAAGACUCGCAAGAAACUAGAUCCAAACGAUUCAAGAUGGUCAUUUUUGUUGAAAAACGACGUUACCAGAACUGAAAAUAAAGAAAAUGGCAAUGAUACCAAUGAAAUCGAUAUUGAUAAAGAGGAAAACGACCACAUUUUACCUGGCCAAUGGUUUUACGCAUCUGAUUCAAGGUAUUAAAAUAUUUAUUUACAGUACAUUGAUAAAAAUAA
This is a messenger RNA of Cotesia congregata, 2613 nucleotides long. NCBI's taxonomy places the organism in Eukaryota, Metazoa, Arthropoda, Insecta, Hymenoptera, Braconidae. The record is from the annotation of a GenBank genome assembly.